This is a messenger RNA of Theobroma cacao (cacao), 1712 nucleotides long. Lineage: Eukaryota; Viridiplantae; Streptophyta; Magnoliopsida; Malvales; Malvaceae. The record is from RefSeq and is a predicted model, not a curated record.
AAGGGCAUUAGCUUUCAACAGAGGAGGGCGUCGGCGUAGUGGUUUCUGCUCAGUAGGUCACCCAAAGAUGGAGGGUGAGGAAAUAAAUAAAACUGAAGAGGAGAAAAUCUACUGUCUUUGUCGUCUCCCCGUGGAUGUUCUGGAAAUUAUAUUGAGGUAUUUAUCAGUCCUUGAUUACAUAAAAUUCCGUACUGUUUCCAAGUGUUGGCGUCUGGCCUUCUCCACUUGUGCUUCUUCUUCUUCUAUUAUAUUACAACAACGUCCAGAAAGAGAGUUUCCAUGGUUUGUGGUCUUGAAGACAAAGCCAGAAGGGAGGAAACAUAGGGGCUGCCCGGUGUUGCACACAGAAGGCUUGCUGGGGAACAUGCGUUCUAGGGUUGCAUACAAGACGGACAUGCCAGAACUAUGUGGAACACGAAUCCUGUUGUCCAAGUACGGGUGGCUUCUUCUUUUUAAAGGCAAUGAUAAUUCUUGCUCCUCCUCAUCACUUUAUUUCUUCAACCCAUUCUCCAAGGCCAAAAUUGUGCUUCCCUCGAUGGACGUAACCAAAUUACGUAGCCCUCUAUUUGACAUAUCUGCUCCACCUACAUCCCCAGAUUGCAUGGUUUUCAUCGCAUAUUGGGUCCAAUGGAAACGUGUUAUGAUUGAUCUGUGCAGAAAAGGAGAAUCUAAUUGGACUAGUUAUGGAGGUGGGCCUGGGGGGCCGAUUAUUAAUGCAGUCUUUGCUAAGGGAAUAUGGUAUUACUUGCAUUCCGAUGGAGAACUUAGCGCAUUCGAUGCUGUUCAUCACCACUACAUCUGUACUCCUGGUAUACUAGGCCUUGAUUUUAGCUUUUACACUUUCUCUAGACUGGUUUCGUAUGCUGUCAAGCGUGGAGAACAAGUUCUUCUUCGCAUUCAUGCUUGUUGUGGGUGUUACGAAAUUGCAUUAUCUUCUCCUCAUUUAUUGGUGGCGACAACAAUAAAUCGUGGCCCCGAGGAUCCAGAAUAUUUGUUCCUCACAGAUGCUGAGAAGGCUAUUGAACGUGAAAGAGAAGUGAUAUGUGUUGAUUCUUUUAAUCCGGAUGCAUGGUGUCUAGUUUAUCCUUCUGCUGACACUUUUGAGUGUAGGUGGCAUCAAUUUAUAAGCAAUCGCAUACCGCAUUAUGAUUUGAGGGAAAUAAGCUGUCAUGUAAGAAAUAAGUGCUCCACAUUUUUGAUGUGGUUUGAGCCUGUUUGGGUUGAACCCUCUCCUAACUUGACUUGGACUUGAUUGCUCUGAAACAAAUUAAGGGAAAGCACCCAGUGAUUGGCUGACAUACAAAGUGUCAAACCAGCAAUUCUUAUGACAGGAGUCACAAGACGGAUAGGUCUGAUCCUGUGACAGCAUGUUGAGUGCUAGUUUCUCAUGGUAGUUUUAGCCUUGAAUCAGGUUUGUGGACAGGCAGAUGUAUGGGGUGAUGGAGUUGUACCAGAAGUAUCAGCGCAUCUAGAAGGAGCACUCAACAUUAGCUUGGAUGGAGUCUACCACUCACCAGUUGGUUCAGAUGACGUAUCAAGACCAUGGUAUGGUUCUCCCGCUGUUGUAGAGCAAUGGAUACAUCAUCUCCUCGCCUAAUCAAGUCUAAGAUACUCAAAUGAUGAAGAAAAUGUCUGUUCAUAUAUAUUGAUUGCCAAUGGAGUUCUUGCUCCUAAUAUUUUUUCUGGCUACUGGUUAAUAUUAGAAAUUCGUC